Messenger RNA from Anopheles aquasalis, 3005 nucleotides. RefSeq lists its product as uncharacterized. Lineage: Eukaryota; Metazoa; Arthropoda; Insecta; Diptera; Culicidae. Gene Ontology annotation, biological process: proteolysis. Gene Ontology annotation, molecular function: serine-type endopeptidase activity. The record is from RefSeq and is a predicted model, not a curated record.
CAAGGAUCAGAUAGUGGCUCGGUACCAGCAACGGACGAGCAGGUAUUGAAUAGCGAACAUAAAAGCUCCAGCGUGCCUACGAGCAAGUGCUAACGGUCUCCGAUCGUAACGAAUUCUCGCUUCAAAAUGGCGCUAGCGAACUACGGGUCGCUAUUAGCAGCGCUGCUACUAGUGUGUGCUUGCUGUACGUCAACAUGGGCACUAAACAUGCACGAUGAGUGCCAAACCCCGGAAAACAAGCUGGGAACAUGCGUGCUAUUGCGAUCAUGCGCCCCGAUCCGCAAUCUGCUACUGAAACCCGAUCAAACUGGCGACGAUCGCGAUUAUCUGAUGAAAUCCCAGUGCGGUAUGCAGGGCAAAUCAGUGCUUGCCUGUUGCCCGUUCUCGCGCAAGCUUCCAUCACGGUUCGAUGCACCGGUAGAGCUGCCAAAACCGGGCGAGUGUGGAGUGAUGGGAGUUUCGGAUCGCAUCCACGGAGGAACGGAAGCACCUCUUGGAGCCUACCCGUGGCUAGCAAGGAUUCAAUAUUAUAAAAGCAACAAUCGCUAUGGUUUCCAUUGUGGCGGCGUGCUUAUCCACAGUCAGUUCGUGUUGACCGCGGCGCACUGUAUCGAGGGAGUACCGUCGAGUUGGAUUGUGUACCAGGUACGGCUUGGAGAGCACGACACACAGACAGCCACUGACUGCGUCGAUGAUGAAUGCGCCGAUCCAGUUCGGGAUGUGCUGAUCUCUAAUUAUGUCCUACAUCCCGAAUACUAUAAAGAGAAUGGGGCCGAUUACAACGAUAUUGCACUGCUACAGCUGUCGGAAACGGUUGCAUUUACCGAGUUCAUACGGCCCAUCUGUCUGCCGACGGCGGCUAGCAUGCGAGCGGACAAUCUAACGGGCAAGGUCGCAUCAGUCGCCGGCUGGGGCCAGACGGAAACGAGCUCAUCGAGUACCAAGAAGUUACAUCUGCAGGUACCGAUCUGGGACAAUGAUGCAUGUGCCGAGGCGUACACGGACGUGCGGCUCAGUAUCAUCCCUACGCAGGUGUGCGCCGGUGGCGAGGCAGGAAAGGACUCGUGCCGUGGCGAUUCCGGUGGCCCGCUGAUGCGCUAUGCGACCUAUAACGGAUCCAACAGAUACUGGUUCCUGAUCGGAGUCGUGAGUUUCGGAUUGGAACGUUGCGGCACAUCCGGAGUCCCGGGAGUCUACACGCGGAUUAGUGAAUACACGGACUGGGUCCUGGAGACGAUGGAAUAGAUUUGCGCAAAAAUGAUCCCGCCUGAUUCGCAAGGAUUGCAUACCGUUAUGCAAGAGCAUUCAAAACGCAAGCAAGCGGCAAGAGCAGCUCAGUUGUUGGCUUACAUGCGAACAGUUCGCUCGAUUCGAUUCAUUUAUCGUCUUCGUUUCUAUAGCAACCUCCUAUACGAAACGCAUUGUAUCGCGAUGGUAGCAAUUAGCAUGCCAUCAGCCCGACUCUGUUCGUCCAUGUGGCGGUUCAGUGUUACGGUUGUUGUGUUUGUCUUUGCGCUGCAAUGUCCAGCCGGCAGGGCACAGUAUCUUGGAAGUUCCUGUUUAACGCCAGAGCGUAAUAGCGGUACGUGUGUUCCGGUGGUUCAGUGUAACAGCAUACGAGCGCUCCUCAGCAAACCGGUUUUGACGGCGAACGAUGUUCAAUAUCUCGAGAGUAGCCGCUGUGGAGUGCUGGAGAAGAAAGUUCUCGUUUGUUGUGGAGCGCAGAGUAACGGUCCAACAUCCACAGUAACACAACCGGGGCAAGUACCGGCAACAGUUGCUGUUACUGUCGCACCGCGGAUAUCGUUGGAGGAACGAGCGAAGCUGCUGCCAGCCGAGUGCGGCAUUCAAUACACGGAUCGAAUCAUCGGUGGUGAACGGGCCAGGAUUGAUGAGUUCCCUUGGACGGUGCUUAUACAGCAUCGAAAGAGAAAUGGCCAGCUAGCGUUCCAUUGUGGUGGAGCACUCAUAAGCAAACGCUACGUUCUAACUGCUGCACAUUGCAUCAACAGCAUUGCUCGAUCGUGGACCAUAACUGCCGUUCGGUUAGGUGAAUGGGACCUUCAGUCGGAGAACGAUUGUCAAACGUUCUUCGAUGAGGAUGUCUGUUCCGAACCGGUGCAGGAUAUACCGGUGGAAAGAAUCAUCGUGCACCCGCAAUAUCGUGCAACACUGUCACAGGUGAAGAAUGAUAUCGCUCUGAUACGACUGGCUCAGCCAGCAAGUUUCAAUGACUUUGUGCAGCCGAUUUGCUUGCCCUUGAGCAGCGAGGCCCGGACUACAUCGUACGAUGGUAAAAUCGUACAGGUUGCAGGAUGGGGCCAAACAGAAAAUGUCACCCAAAGCCAAUACAAAUUGUUUGUGAGCGUUAAAGCAGUACCUGAGCAGAUCUGUCAGCAGACUUACCCGGGCGGUGCUAUUGAUAUUACCCAGCUGUGCGCCGGUGGUGAAGCAAACAAGGACUCCUGCCGCGGGGAUUCUGGUGGAGCGCUAAUGUUUCCCGAGCAGAGUAGCGCUGGACCAGUGAUGUACAUAGCUGGAAUAGUGAGCUAUGGAAGGAAGUGUGGCCUCGCAGGAGUGCCUGGAGUGUACACACGCGUCAAUCAGUACCUGGAAUGGAUAAUAGGAAAUCUAGAUCCUUAAUCGGAUAUAGAAUGUGGCAACGUCUUGACUAUCUGGUCAGUCCUCGCAAAAUGCAACAAAACUAUAACAACUGAAAAUUACGACCAGUCUGCAUUUAAUGAUGACGAUUGCCGAAUAACAACAAGAUUAUCUUCAGAACGGAAAUAGUGCGAUAUCUAUCCAUUUCUACAACCGAUCGUUUUAUAGAUCCAGUACAAGUGCUGGUCAACCUUGGUAAACACAAGGUGCUUGGCAAAGUUGGCACAGUUGGAAAUGGAAUUGAGAACACCAAUCAGCUCAUACACAGUUUUGUUGCCUUGAAUCUUACUACGCGUCAAGCUACCUCCAUCAUCACCAAAUACAUCAUCGUGUGAAACAGCACA